AUGUGCCAAUCACAGGGAUCCUCACAUGUAGACACCUCGCCUGCCUCAAGCCGCAACAGUUUAUGGGCCGCUGAAGCCGGGCGCGUUCGACGUCGAUCGUCGAUCGUCGUUCGACCGGCCAUGCAGCUCCUGCGGCUGAUGCCAAUUUUGAUGAUGUCGCUGCUAUGGCAGGCUUGGAGCCAAGAGGAUGAUGACGUUGAUGACGUCGAUGACGUGGAGUUCGAAGAACUGGAGGAUGGGCCGGAGAACGACGGCACAUUUGAGCCGGAGGAGACACACAAGAGAUUCGACGAUCACCCUCUUUGGCAGGACUGCGUCAAGCACGCAGAGGCAGUGGAAGGUGAGCAUGGGCUGUACGACAACGCAGAGGCAGGCCAUGAGGGUCGGCAGAAGCUGGCGGCAGCUUUGAAAGAAAAGACUUUGGAGCUGGUGAAGACACCCUCAUCCACCUUCGAAGAGAAGUUUGUGGAGAAGCUCCAGGACGUGCAAGCCAAGAGGCGAGGCUUCGGCGCACCUGAUGCUUGUGACUUCCUUCUGCAGCACCAUGAGCUUUGA
Molecule: messenger RNA, 555 nt
Organism: Durusdinium trenchii
Lineage: Eukaryota; Dinophyceae; Suessiales; Symbiodiniaceae
Source: the annotation of a GenBank genome assembly